Pyrus x bretschneideri (Chinese white pear) is the source of this 3976-nucleotide messenger RNA. RefSeq lists its product as uncharacterized. The transcript has 7 exons. Gene Ontology annotation, molecular function: protein binding. The coding region runs from base 120 to 2495 and encodes 791 amino acids. The record is from RefSeq and is a predicted model, not a curated record. NCBI's taxonomy places the organism in Eukaryota, Viridiplantae, Streptophyta, Magnoliopsida, Rosales, Rosaceae.
CGUUCAAUAUUCUGUGUUACUAAAUUAAGUAAAGCAUAUCGCAGCAGCAGUAGCAGCUGCCUAUAAAUCAAAGCAACAACCGCCGCAUUACAUGCCCCAAGCUAUCUAGUACACUACAAAUGGCGUACUGGAAAACGCUAACUGUUCGGCCGGAUCCGAUGAAAGAGAGAGUGGAUAGCUCUCGGCCGGAUCAGAAAGAGAGAUUAAGGAAAAUGCAAGACUUGAAAGAUUCCUAUAAAUAUGCCAUGAAUGAGGAAUGGGAAUGGGAACGGCUGAAGGAAAAGUUCGAGAAUCAUCCGGAAAAACUGCUCGAUGAAAUGACAGUGGACGGGGACACUGUAUUGCACCUUGUGUCUUCUUGCAGCAGCAAAUCAGGUAAAGAAGUCCUCGAAAAGGUUAUCAAUAUACUCAAUUCAACCAAUGAAAAGAUAAAUGCUCUAAGGUUUCCUAAUAAGUACGGAAACAAUACUCUCCACGAGGUGAGUGUGUCCGGCAAUCAGGAAGCGGCAGAGUACCUGGUGAGCAAAUUCAACGAGCCUGUUCCAGAAGAGGUCAGGAUUAUCAGUACUAGUAGUACUGAUAAAGACAAUUAUGCGCGGAAGCUGCUGGAUCUGGAGGGUCGGGAUUCAGAGAAUUAUGCGCUGCAGCUGCUGGAGACACGGAACUAUUUAGGAGAAACUCCGCUCUUCAGGGCGGCUGCUCUCGGCCACACAGACUUGGUGAAGUUUUAUGCCGACAAACUACAGGAUCAGGAGGACAAUCUUUGGAGGCACUUCCACAGAGAUGACAAAAUGUCCAUUCUUCAUAUCACAGUCGUUGCGCAACAUUUUGAGACAGCUAUUUGGUUACUGGAGAAAUACCCAUAUCUAGCGCUCCUUAAGGAAGACAAAGGAUUGACAAGCCUUCAGUUGCUAGCCCAAAUGCCAACUGCCUUUGACCCAAAAUUUAAAGAAAGCAAAUGGAAGAUGCUUAUUUAUCAUUGUCUUCCCGACGGAGGAAAUGUGGUCACACCAAAUCAGAAGGAUGAUGUGGAGAGCGGCAUGGAUGGCAACCAUCCCCGUCUAUCCAUCUUUCGGAACAAGCUUGCAGUUGUUAUGAAGGCUUACUAUUCAUUAUGGGACUCCCUUGCUAAAGGAAUAGGAGGCCCACAUGAAGAUGUAAUCUACAUGAUAUGGAAGGAGAAGAAAAACAAAAAAUCACUGAAGAAACUCAUCCCAUUGCUCGUCAAGUUGGACGACUAUUCUUUGUUGAUUACUAAUAAGCAACCAAAUAUCAGGACCAUUUCUCUAUGGUCAGGGGAAAAACCUGAUAGAAAAAAGGAAGCAACCAAAUCGGAUACGACAAAUGGUGAUGAAGGAGGUGAAAAGGAAAAGGCGGCUGCAGAUAAGCAUUUCUCUGGGGUCAGGGAGAUAACCCAAUCGGAUAGAUGUAAAAAAGAAGAGGAAGCAACCAAAUCAAAAAAGGAGGCGAAGAGUGAAGCUUACAAAUCUACUCCAUUGCUUAUAGCAACUAUCACAGGAUUUUCAACCAUUGUGAAGGAGAUACUUGAACAGCAUCCUCAGACAGCCGAGCUUGUUAACGAAAAUGAACGCAACAUUUUGCAUCUGGCCAUUAAGAACCGUCAGAAAGAGAUCCUUGAUCUUAUCCAAAGCGAACCAACUCUGUUGUCAAAGCUGAGUAAGAGGAUAGACCACAAUGGAAACACCAUAUUGCACCAGGCUGCGGAUAGAACUUACUACUCUAUAUCAGUGUCUCAGAAAGUAAUAGGCCCUGCCAUGGAAUUGCAAAAAGAGCUGCUCUGGAAGCAGCGUAUAAAAGAGCUGUUACCACCUCAUUACAUCAUGCACCAUAACGACAAUGAUCAGACAGCGGAGGAUUUGUUCAAUGCUGGGCAUGACGAGCUUCUGAAGUCCGCACAAGAUUGGGUAAAAGAAACGGCUCAGUCAUGCUCAACCGUGGCGGUGCUAGUGGCCACUGUGGUCUUUGCAGCCGCCUAUGCCAUUCCUGGGGGUAACAACGAGCAAAGUGGUCGUCCUGUUUUCGAGAACAAUCCUCUCUUUUUGCUCUUUACCAGUAUGGACGUUGUGGCCAUCGCCUGCUCAUUAUCUUCUGUGGCAUUCUUUCUCUCGGUCCUCUCCUCCCCUCUCGAGUACCCAAAUUUCGUUAAAAGCAUUCCUCGCAAGGUCAUGAUAGGAUUCGUCUUUCUCUUCGUGUCCAUGGCAACCACCAUGCUCGCCUUUGCUGCCACUAUUUUGCUCUUGAUUCGCAUCGAGAAAAAAUGGACCAAGUCUCUACUUUACCCUAUUGCCUUUUUCCCAGUCCCUCUAUUCGGCCUGCUUCAGUUUCCUAUGUAUCAAUUUGUCAUAACCAUGUUUCUGAAAAUGGAUGCCUGGUUUUUAAAACCCUUACUCCUCUUCCUUCACCUUCGCAAGAAGAAAUUAAUUUGGGACCAGACUAAGAAGAAAUUAAUUUGGGGCAAGACCAAAGCGCAUUGAAUCACAUACACUUUUCGUCAAAGCACAAUAUAUGGUGCAGAUUCACCGUCUUGCAACAUAAAUAUUUUAUUUAUUGUUAUCAUUUGAAUAUUUCGAAUUUUUCUUAUUUUCUUCCUAUUUUAACAAUGUUAUUGUGUCUUCAUUCACAAGUACGGGCAAUAAGUGAAGAAUAAAGGCUUGUCAAAAAUUGUUGCUAAAAAUUAUGUCUCCUGCAUGCUUUUAUUGAUUUGUAAUCAUCACUACCCGGCCGGGUUCAAACCCUACUCUCUUCUCUUUGCGUAAAUUAAAUAAUGAUAUCGCGGAGAUACUUGAGCGGCGUCCUCAGGCAGUCGAGCAUGUUAACUGUUACGGACGCAAUAUUUUGCAUCUGGCCAUUAAGAACCGUCAGAAAAAAAUCCUUGAUCUUAUCCAAAGCAAUCCAACUCUGAUGUCAAAGCUGAAUAAGAGGAUAGACCACGAUGGAAACACCAUAUUGCACCAGGCUGCGGAUAGGACUUACUACUCUAUAGCAUUGUCUCAGAAAUUAAUAGGCCCUGCCAUGCAAUUUCAAGAAGAGCUGCGCUGGAUGCUGCGUAUAAAAGAGAUGCUACCGCCUCAUUACAUCAUGCACCACAACGACAAGGAUCAGACAGCGGAGGAGUUGUUCAAUGCUGGGCAUGACAAGCUUCUGAAGUCCGCACAAGAAUGGGUAAAAGAAACGGCUCAGUCAUGCUCAACCGUGGCGGUGCUAGUGGCCACUGUGGUCUUUGCACCCGCCUACGCCAUUCCUGGGGGUAAUAACCAGAGUGGUCGUCCUGUUUUCGAGAACAAUCCUCUCUUUUUGCUCUUUACCAGCAUGGACGUUGUGGCCAUCGCCUGCUCAUUAUCUUCUGUGGCAUUCUUUCUCUCGGUCCUCUCUUCCCCUCUCGAGUACCCAUAUUUCGUUAAAAGCAUUCCUCGCAAGGUCAUGAUAGGAUUCGUUUUUCUCUUUUUGUCCAUGGCAACCACCAUGCUCGCCUUUGCUGCCACUAUUUUGCUCUUGAUUCACAUCGAGAAAAAAUGGACCAAGUCUCUACUUUACCCUAUUGCUUUUUUCCCGGUCCCUCUAUUCGGCCUGCUUCAGUUUCCCAUGUAUCAAUUUGUCAAAAUCAUGUUUCUGAAAAUGGAUGCCUGGUUUUUCAAACCCUUAUUCCGCUUCUUUGGCUUUCGCAAGAAGAAAUUAAUUUGGAGGAAGAUUAAUGCGCAUUGAAUCACAUAAAAUUUUCGUCGGAGCACAUGCAAUAUGUGGUGCAGAUUCACCAUCUUGCUACAUAAAUAUUUUAUUUAUUGUUAUCAUUUGAAUAUUUCGGAUUUUUCUUAUUUUCUUGCUAUUUUAACAAUGUUAUUAAUUGUGUCUUCAUUCACAAGUACAGGCAAUAAGUGAAGAAUAAAGGCUUUCACAAAUUGUUGCUAAAAAUUAUGUCUCUUGCAUGCUUUUAUUGAUUUGUAAUCAUCACUACCCG